UACCUGUACAACGGACUGGUAGGUGUACAUGGUGAAGCUGACCCAAUGCAGUUGGCGGAUUUUCAAGAUCUAUUAAAUAUUGCCCAGUUUAAUGGUGGGGCUCAGAGACCUUAUGUGCAGUUUACCAACUCUGUCCAACUGAAAGAGAACAAAGAUAUAAGCUCACAAUUCAAUUCUGGAACUGUUGGAUCACAUUUUGGCGGAUUUGGGAGUUUCGGGAAUAAUGCGGGAAACCAAGGUUUUGGCCUAGCUUUUAACCAAGGAAUUGGCCAAGCUACUGUAAGAGCAUCUGACCAAGCUGCUACUCUUCAUGGUUCUCGUGGCCCAGCUGCUUUUAACAGAUUUGAACAAACUGCAACACAAGGAUUUGGACAAUCUUUUGGCCAAAAUAUCGAACAAGCUUCUCAAAAAUCGCACCAAGCCCAGUCUGCAAACCAAGAUUUUGGCCAUAAAUUUGGACAUGCGUUGUCUUCGGAAAAUAGGAGACUUUCACCGUUACACAUAGAUCUCGAAGGCAAUGUUAUUCCGCAGUCUAUAUUCUUAAAUGGACAUCAAGAACCUACAGGAACGGCCCACCCUGCCCCGACCCCAGGAACAAAUUCUGUUCAGUUCCAAAACUUUGGAAAGCGUCUCCAUAUUGCGGACACAUUGCAGGUAUUAAGUUUGGAAACCGUCUCCCUAUUACAUAUUGCAGGUAUUAAGUUUGGAAAACGUCUCCAUAGACCAUAUGCAGACGCAUUGCAGAAAAGACGACAUUUAAUGACCAAGAAAUAUUUCCGUUUUAUCCAGGAGAAAUGUGAACACAGUUACGAUAAGAAAUGUCACACAUCGUACAGUACAGAGUACAGUACACAGCAGGAGGAGAGUUGUGAUGAUAGUUACAAGAAAGAAUGUCAAAUCACCUAUUCACCAAGUGCUCGGAACAUUACUGUGCAGGUCUGUUCUAAUCCUUUAAUAAAGGAUUGUAAUCUGUCAGGGCCAUUGGAAUGCAGGACCGAGUAUGUGAGUGAAUGUUGGAGUAAGGAUGAUGAGUACACUGUACUUGAUGAUGUUCCCGAGUGUGAGACUGUGACAGAGCAAAAAUGUCACGAGGAAUUGGUUGGUUACUCUACCAAAGAGAAGUGUACGGAAUGGCCCCGGGAAGUUUGCACUGUCAACAAACAGCUUAAGAAAAAAAAUAAUCCUACCACCAAAUGUGAAAAGGUUCCCCAGGAGCUGUGUGGUCCUCCUGGUUGUGGGUUUGUAUCUGGUCCUGAGGUCUGCCAUGAACAGAUAAAAACGAUAGUUACAGAUUUACCGAAUGAAACCUGCGAUAUUCAACCCAGAACUAAUUGUGAGAAAGUGUCAAAGUUAGUUCCAAAACUGGUCCCAGUUGAAGAGUGUGUUGAUGUUCCCAAGGAGAUCUGUAGUAAGGUGCGGGUUCCUGGACGGAAGGUUUUGAAACCAAUUACAAAAAAAUGGUGUUACACUCCCACAUUGGAGUCAGGACUUAUAUAAUUAUACCUCCCCCUUGCACCCCUACCCCUUCAUUCCUUUCCCCUC
Molecule: messenger RNA, 1542 nt
Organism: Eurytemora carolleeae
Lineage: Eukaryota; Metazoa; Arthropoda; Copepoda; Calanoida; Temoridae
Source: RefSeq, a predicted model, not a curated record